Nicotiana attenuata is the source of this 925-nucleotide messenger RNA. RefSeq names its product nitrogen regulatory protein P-II homolog. Lineage: Eukaryota; Viridiplantae; Streptophyta; Magnoliopsida; Solanales; Solanaceae. The record is from RefSeq and is a predicted model, not a curated record. The transcript is spliced from 8 exons. The coding region runs from base 107 to 712 and encodes 201 amino acids. Gene Ontology annotation, cellular component: cytosol; chloroplast thylakoid. Gene Ontology annotation, biological process: regulation of nitrogen utilization. Gene Ontology annotation, molecular function: enzyme regulator activity; ATP binding.
UUGUUCGUACAUGGCCCUUGUAGGCAUAGACCUCAUCGAAUAAAAACUUCACUACUUCCUUUUUUCGUCUUCUGUUACUCUCUCACUCCUAUUGUUCGUUUUCUCAAUGGCCACUGCCUCACUUUCCAAAUCCAGCUUCUCCCUUCACUCCUCCCCUUCCCACUUCCAAGAAUUGCCUAGUUUCACUUCCAGUAUUACCAUUCGACCCAACAACCUGCGCGAGUUCUUCCCUUCGCAACUCACCAUCAAACGCGUACCAAAUGCUCGUCUUUUCCCAAUUAUCAGAGCCCAAAGCUCUCCAGAUUUGGUCCCCGAUGCCAAUUUUUACAAAGUCGAAGCUAUUCUAAGACCGUGGAGAAUUCAACAGGUUUCUUCGGCACUAUUGAAAAUGGGCAUUCGUGGUGUCACUGUCUCUGAUGUUCGUGGCUUUGGAGCCCAAGGUGGCUUGACCGAGAGGCAAGCUGGCUCUGAAUUCUCCGAAGACAAGUUUGUAGCAAAAGUUAAAAUGGAGAUUGUUGUGAGCAAAGACCAGGUUGAAGGAGUCAUUGCAAAGAUAAUUGAAGAGGCAAGAACUGGUGAAAUUGGUGAUGGAAAGAUCUUCUUGAUUCCCAUCUCUGAUGUGAUAAGAGUUCGCACUGGAGAACGGGGAGAGAAGGCCGAGAGGAUGGUGGGAGGGCAUGCUGAUAUGUCCUCUGCAUUAUCAACUUCUUGAGCUUCCGUAGCUUGACGUUAAAAUGUUUAAUCGUCUUUUUGUUAGGUAUCAUGGCCUUGUUAUAUGUUGAGUUAUGGAACAGGGUCCAAUUUUUAUUUGGAACAUGCUGUCAAGUAGAGAAGAAAAUAAAGAUGUACUUAACGUGUACUUUUGUUUCAGUAGAGUUACAAGUUCCAGUAAAUCCCAUACGCCAUAGUGAUACUUUCUUGGUCU